AUGUUGAAUCUUUUCAUUAUUCUACUGCUCACAGUUACCUGUGGAUUUGCCAAACACCCUGCUGCAUCUGCAGUUCACCCGCCAAUUGUCGACCUAGGGUAUGCUGUGCAUCAAGGCACUUUCAAUGAGGCCUUUGGAUCUCAAUAUUAUAAUUUCAGCAACAUUAGAUACGGCGCACCCCCAGUUGGUGAUCUGCGCUUCACUAAGCCGACGCUCCCGACGGUGAGGGACAGAAAGUUAAACUUGGGCCGGCGAGGUGUUAUAUGUCCUCAAGCCUCUUCAUUAUGGCUAGAAAUAAAGGCGCCGCAAGUGGUCACAGCAGUUUUGUCUGGUCGGCCAUUGACAAAUAUUACGAGCCAACCUCUCCCUGACCCUUCCACAUUGCAUAAAUUGGACUUUCCAUCACCCGAUCCACGGACGUCAGAGGAUUGCCUAUUCCUCGAUGUAAUUGUUCCGACAAGAGUUUAUUCUAAUCGCCGGAGCAACAGCUUAGUUCCUGUCUACGUUAAUAUCUUUGGUGGUGGAUUUGUGUUUGGCGAUAAGAAUUCUCAAGGACACCCAGCCGGUCUCUUAGCCAGUAGUGACGAUAAUAUAAUCUAUGUCACAUUCAACUACCGCUUAGCAAAUGGAACUGCAAAUGCAGGUUUAUACGACCAAGAACUAGCUCUUCAUUGGGUACAGAAGUAUAUCCACCUCUUCGGCGGCGACAAAGAUCAGGUCACGAUUGUUGGUGAGUCUGCAGGCGGCGCUUCGGUUAUGCACCAUAUCACAUCAUAUGGUGGACUCAAGGAAGGAGUCCCAUUUCAGCGGGCCAUCGCGCAGAGCCCGGGGUUUCAACCUAUGCCAGGUAGUGUACAGCAAAAAGCGUUGUAUACCAAAACUCUUGCAUCCGCAUCGCAAAUUACGGGGAAAAACAUUACCAGCUUGAGUCAGCUCCGCGGUCUCUCUGAAGCCGACUUAUACUACACCAACUACCUUGUUGUGGCGACCUCGGCCUACGGGCUCUUCAGCUAUGGUCCUGUCGUGGACGGGAAACUCGUGCCCCGCCUUCCAGGUGAACUUCUCCUGACUGGCCAAUUUAACAAGAGGUUACAGGUAAUGGUUGGUCACUCCGCGGACGAAGGGCUUACAUUCUCAAGUCCCUACAUCCAGAGUAACGGCGACUUUGGCAACUACUUCAAGUCCAUUUUCCCAUCUACACCACAAGACAACAUGGAUUAUGUGAGCGACGUUCUAUAUCCACCUAUAUUUAAUGGAACUCUCGGAUAUACAAAUCAAAUCCAAAGAGUUGACCUCAUCUUUAGCGAGUUCGCUUUCACCUGCAAUACGCGAUACCUGGAUCUCGCAUUUAUGAAUCAGACGUAUUCGUACUUAUUCAACGUUUGGCCAGCACUACAUGGGGCAGAUAGCCCAUACUUGUAUUUUACCAACAGUUCUUUGAGCUUGGACAACGGGGUACCGAUAAAUUCUACUCUCGCAAAGAUGUUUCAAAACUAUAUAACCAACUUUGUGAAGACGGGAAAUCCAAAUCAGGGGAACCUACCGCUCUGGACUCAGUAUGGCUCUAAUUCAUCUGUACUGGAUAUGAGGGCCGAUGGCUUUCUGCCGGCACAGGAUACUGUAGCUAACGAGCGUUGUACUUGGUGGCAGCAAGCUCUGUAUUAUUAA
Molecule: messenger RNA, 1668 nt
Organism: Trichoderma virens Gv29-8
Lineage: Eukaryota; Fungi; Ascomycota; Sordariomycetes; Hypocreales; Hypocreaceae
Exons: 6
Coding region: 1-1668 (555 amino acids)
Source: RefSeq, a predicted model, not a curated record